This is a messenger RNA of Mycena citricolor, 888 nucleotides long. The record is from the annotation of a GenBank genome assembly. Lineage: Eukaryota; Fungi; Basidiomycota; Agaricomycetes; Agaricales; Mycenaceae.
AUGCAGUCCAUUAAACCUGACUUUCUCGACUCUCCCUUCUAUCUCGCGGACCCCAAUGUUCUCGCUCAGGUGGUUUGGAAACGUAUGGCAAACAAGAACUAUCUCGUUACUACGGCGUCAGUCGCGGCGGCUGAGGCUCUCGUAGCCCCUGAUGAAACGCAAGGUGCAGACGCCGUCGCGAAAGGUGUGGAAGCGGAUCCUACUCUAUUCGAAAUCGCCGAACUCCAUGCUAUCGCCACUGUUGCCACUGACGGAUGUUAUCUGAGCCCGGACGGAGGCUUCCCGACCGCGAGUGGCCCUGGCGAAUUGUCCAAGAUCGCCUUAACGUUCCAAGCAACGGCGCCGCGCGUCGGAAGCAAGUACGCUGCAGCUUAUACCAGGUCGUUUGGCGCACUCCGCCAAAUCGUCGACCUGGCGAGAACUCCGACGUACGCUUACAAGGGGACCCUCGACGCAAUGAAUUCGCGGCCUGGUUUCAAACUCCGCCACGCUCCUUUCCGUAUUCCGGAUGCUGGUGACGAUGAAGACAAAAGUUCCUACGAAUUGAGCGAAUGGCCUGUCAGAAGUGAGCUGGCACGGCAGGGUAUACGGGGCAUGGAGGGCAAAUACGUGGUUGACCGUCUUUGUGCUUAUGAUUUUGACGGGAGAAUCAUCGCGCCGGAAGACUACACGAAGAAACUCCCCGGUGCUUCUAUCGCCGUCACUUUCAAUAUGACGCAUUACUCAUUCACGAACCAAAAACAAGACACCUUCGUUGCUGACAUCGUGAAGAUACGCGUAAUCGAAUCCCAAGUUGCACCGCCCCCUAGCCCGAAGAAGCGUCGGCCGGCGGUGCCUGAAAUGGAUGACAGCCCGAAGAAGAAGAAAACGAGAACUGCUGGAGCUUAG